This is a messenger RNA of Linum trigynum, 1174 nucleotides long. NCBI's taxonomy places the organism in Eukaryota, Viridiplantae, Streptophyta, Magnoliopsida, Malpighiales, Linaceae. The record is from the annotation of a GenBank genome assembly.
GAGAAAUCAUCUAUUAAAUAUUAAAAGAAGGAAAAUUAAAAAAAAAUUGAGAAGAGAGAAUGAGGAAUUGAGUUAUGAUAAGAUAUCUGCUCACGGGAUUACGGAAUACUUUCUUUCCCAUAAAAUUGCAUUCAAUGAUCCUCUUGCUAAAUUGGCACGCUUCGAUCGAUGAGAUAGGCAGACGUGUCCUUUUCCCAAGGUUGCAUGGCCAAUCCAAAAUGGAACCGAACUUUUACAUCUAGAGCUGUAGGUGCCAACCAAACCAUGCAUUCUCCUCGCGAUCUUCGCCAUUUUUCCUGCUGUAGUCAAACUGCCCUUGGUGAACAAAGACGUUUAAGCUUCCCUCCCAAAAGCCUCGCUCGCUCUAUAUAUAUACUUCUUCCACUCACCAUGCAUGCAUCGGUAAUUAACGCAAUCAGCAGAUCGAUUGAAAACCCAUGAUGCCAUCGUCAUCGAAAUACAGUCCUCUCCCGCUUCUUCCCUUCCUUCUCCUCCUCCUCCUCCUCUGCCAACUCGCCUCAAUCUCCAUCGCCGCCCUACCGUUCACCGAACUCAACUCUGUCUCCGACCUCUGGCGGGAUCCAUUCUGCGCCACCAAGCAUGCGCCGUUUGUGGCCACUUGCCACGCCAGGGUGGACUGGAAGGAGACCCCGACGGGACACGUCUUCAGCUUGGACGUCCCCGGCAUUGAGGGGGAGGAGCUGAAGAUCGAGGUGGAGGAGAACUGGGUGCUGAGGGUCAGGUGGAGGGAGUUUUGGAGGCUGUUCAGCAUUCCAGAGAAUGCCGACCUCAACUCCGCCAAGGCCGCCAGGAUCAAGAACGGGGAGAUCAUCGUCACAUUCGCCAAGAUGUCUCCCGACAAGAUAGAAGGACCCAAGAGUACUGUGAAUAAUCGCGGUGGGAGAGAUUUGGCGGCGGCGCUGAACUAUAAGGCCGAGCAGGAGCUGUGAUGAUGAUUCACCUGGGCUUGAACUUCGAGCUACCAUCAUAUUCAUUUUGUUCUGAUCUGUUCUCCUGUUCUGUUCUUUCUGUCUUUCCCCUCCGAUUUCUGUUGUUACUUGGAAGCUGAGAGUUUUGGACGUGUUUGUGUUGGAUUGAGCAAAGUUCCAAAACCCCCAACAGCAUCACAAAGUUGCUGAUAAGUGAUAACUCGCAAUGAACAUUUCAUUGCUUA